GUGUGUGUGUGUGUGUGUGUGUGUGUGCACGCAGUGUCUUGCUCCCUGUAAGAGCACAGCCCCGCUGCCUGUUCCUGCUGCCGCUGCCCUGACUCUCUGCCACUUCUUUCCUCUCUUUUCUCUUCCUGCUUAGCUCCCUUCCUUCUGAUACCACUCCCAUAUGGAGACUAAUCACCCUAAGCAGCUCUCAGCUGAAGAGCCAAAACCUGCAGAAGACAGCUCAUCACUCAAUCAAAAUGGCCUGGAAAAGCAAGCUGGCCAGCAGCCCUCAACGUCACUCGGAGCACCCGAGGAGACAAGUGUCCACCCUGAGAAGGGAACCCACGACAUCUCGGAAGAGUUGAACCAACAACUGGAAGACAUCAUAAGCAUGUAUGGGUCUGCUGCCAGUCCCACGGGGAAAGAGGGCAGCGUGGAAACUAAGGAGCAGCCCGAAAACACAGAGGCACUGGACAAUGAGGAUGGGGACUAUGAGGAAACCACGGAAGGGGCAGACAGGGAACCCACUGCUUCUGAAGAGGCAGCCACAGCCAAGGAGCCUGCCAGCAAUAAAGAGCAAAAGCUGGAAAAGAAGGUCCUAAAAGGAUUAGGCAAAGAAGCUAACUUGCUAAUGCAAAAUCUGAACAAGCUGCAAACAGCCGAAGAAAAGCUUGAUUUUUUAUUCAAGAAGUAUGCUGAGUUGCUGGAUGAACAUCGUGCAGAGCAGAAGAAGCUAAAGCUCCUGCGGAAGCAGCAAGCACAGACCCAGAGAGAGAAGGACCAGCUGCAGAGUGAACACAACCGAGCCAUCCUCGCUCGAAGCAAACUCGAGAGUCUGUGUCGGGAGCUGCAGAGGCACAACAAGACACUGAAGGAGGAAACCCUCCAACGGGCACGUGAGGAGGAAGAGAAGAGGAAGGAGAUCACGAGUCAUUUUCAGACUACCCUGACAGAUAUCCAGACUCAGAUCGAGCAACAGAGUGAGCGAAAUAUGAAGCUCUGCCAGGAGAACACGGAGCUCGCAGAGAAGCUGAAAAGCAUCAUUGACCAGUAUGAGCUCAGGGAGGAGCAUCUGGACAAAAUAUUUAAACACAGAGAACUGCAGCAGAAGCUGGUGGAUGCGAAACUUGAACAGGCCCAAGAAAUGAUGCAGGAAGCAGAGGAACGGCACAGACGGGAAAAGGAAUAUUUGCUGAACCAGGCAGCAGAGUGGAAACUUCAGGCCAAAGUGCUGAAGGAACAAGAGACAGUGCUGCAGGCUCAGCUCACUCUCUACUCAGGAAGGUUUGAGGAGUUCCAGAGUACACUGUCAAAAAGCAACAAAGUGUUUGCCACUUUCAAGCAGGAAAUGGAUAAAACAACUAAAAAAAUGAAGAAGCUGGAGAAGGAUACAGCCACAUGGAAAGCCCGAUUUGAGAACUGUAACAAAGCUCUGUUGGACAUGAUUGAAGAGAAAGCCCUGAGAGCUAAGGAAUAUGAGUGUUUCGUUAUGAAAAUCCAGAGGCUGGAGAACCUGUGUCGUGCUUUACAAGAAGAAAGAAAGGAACUCUACAAAAAAAUCAGAGAAGCAAAAAUGUCUGAAAAGGAAGAGCAGGGUCAGCACACCUCUGAUGAAGAGCCAGAGUCAAAUGUCUCUGAAGACAAAGAGAUAGAUGCAGAGGAAGCCAACAGUGUCCAAAACGCCGUAAAAAACCUGAGCACAGCCUUUACCAUUCUUCAUCAUCCAGAGUCCACCCUGGACCAACCAGAGGAAAGACAACCAGCAGAGAUGGGUCCUCAGGAAGGAAGUGACAUCACCCCCCAGCAGCCCGAACUAGCCCUUCCGAAUCCUCCUGCUGCUUCGGGGAGUCCUGAACCUCCUGUGGGUUCUCAGGCUGGAGCCAAUGUGGUCUGUGAGGCUGCACCUGUCUCUAUAGCCAGCUGUACCCCUGCAGGGGCAGAGCUCCAAAGCCAGGGGUUCCCUGCUGGGAAUCUCCUGGACCAGAAGUUCCAGAAGCCAGAGGCAAAAGCUUCUGAUCAGACCCCAGGUCAGGGCUCCCUAGAUGUAGUGAAGACAACAGGCACUGCUCCACCAUCUCCAGAGUGUGAGGGAGUCCCUGCUGUGGUGCCUGGCUAUGAGCCAGGCAAGCAACCCCCACCAGCAGCCACGGAGACCCCUCCAGGCCCUUGCACCGGGCUCCCCAUAGAGGCCAGUCUGGAUGGAGUGGACUAAGCCUCAUGCACUCUUCAGGCUGUUCGCCCUGCUGCGUCUUCCUCACAGCAGAAUGUCUGUGGAAGGAACUCCAAGGACUAGGAAGAAAGUUAGGGUCAAGACAUUUUUAAUGCUGAGUCUUUGCUGCUGUUCGCAAUUUCUAAGUAACGUGAAAAUUUUCUGUAAUUGUAUAAUGUUUCCAUUGGCAGCCAGACAUAUCAAUGGCAAAUACACAUUUCAUGUCCAUUAAGCUGGUACCUUAAUCCAGUUUAUUAACAGUAAGAUUUGUUAUUUAAGGUCUCCCAUUACAAUAUAUAAAUAAUCUGAGUGUUAUGUUUAUUUUCACAAAUAAUAAGAGCUAUAAUGAAUACUCAGGUUCCAUUUAAAUAGCAUAAUAUACACUGUGCUUAUGUGUAUAUAAUAUACAUGUACAUAUGUGGAUAAAUAGUACAUUCAUGUGUAUAUAUACACAAGUAUUUCCAUAUGUGUAUAUAAAGUCGUCAUACAUUACAAGUAUAUUUCACUCCUUACAGAUUGUUCCCUAUUGCAAGAUAUUUAUAUGCUCAUCAAAAGUUCUCUUAUUGUGCCAGGUGGUGGUGGCGCACACCUUUAAUUUCAGCACUUGGGAGGCAGAGGCAGGCAGAUCUCUGUGAGUUCGAGGCCAGCCUGGUCUACAAAAGCUAGUUCCAGGACAGGGUCCAAAGCCACAGAAAAAAAAAAGUUCUCUUACUUCCACUCUGGACUAUAGUAGACUAAUGUUUUAUGAAUCUGAAAUGGGUUUAUAAUGCAAAUAUUUAGGCCAUCGCUACUUUGGCUGAAAAAAGUAACCUAACCUAAGAUAAAGAAACUUAACCAACUGAUCAAAGGACAGAAAUAGCAAGCAUGUUAGAAUUCCUGUAGAGAUGUCAUUUAUACACAAAGAGGAUUGCAAGAGGCCCUAGACAUCAAAGGGAAAAAAAUCACAAGGGGGUAGUACCCUUCACAUGUUUCUUCUCAUCUUCUGAGCCAGCUUCCUCCCAGGUUCCUAGCAUCACUUCCCUUUGAUGAAGCACCCUACUCCUGACUACCUGUGAGCAAAUGGCUAGAAAUGGGAAAAGAAUCUAGGACUUGAGGGGUUGAAAGUCCUCAGGCUACAGAUUCUGGCCCUCAUCCCUACCUCUUUGGCUACUGAUAUCUCAAGAAAAUACCCACUUCUUGCUAUCUCUAACUUUGUCUUUAUCUCAAAACAUCUGUUCUUCUGAAUUCCCUCCUCUGUAUCAAUACCUGGCCCACAUCUCAAUUAAUGCUAAGUAAAAUGUUCUUUUUCCAAAACAGAAAUCCACACACGUUUUCAAUAGGAGUGAUGAGGCUUACAAAGACAACACAUUUUCUGCUCUAAGAAUUUUUGUACAGGCAGACGUACAAAAAUUUUAAAAAGGGAAGGAGUCUACUCAUAAUUCAAACACAACAGGACUCCAUAGAUGUCAAAGCCAGAGCACUAGGGAUUGUCCAAACGAGUUUUACACUCUCAUUGUUGACAGGAACCUCUAAUAACACUGACAGCAUAAAUUACUCAGCCUGGGCUAAAAUAAACUAUCCUAACAAAACAGAAGAGCUGGGAAGGAGGGAGACAGAAGGAGCUCCAAGAGAGGAAUGUCUAAUCUAACACUACUUUAAGAAGUUGAACUUUCUAGGUAGUGUGGUGCACACAUUUAAUCCCAACGUUCAGGAAGCAGAGGCAGGUGGAUCUUUGUAAAUUCGACCACCCUGGUCUACGGAGAGAGUUCCAGGAUAGCCAGGGCUAUACAGAGAAGCCCUGUCUCAAAAGCAAAACAAAACAAAACAAAACAAACAAAAAGUUGAACUCAGGUAGGAAAAUGGAUAAAGGAAGAUUCCUGACUAUUCCUCUAGGAAGUCAUUCUUCAGAGGAGCUUGUGGCUGUUUGCCAAGGCACACAAGGAGCUGGUAGGCAAUGACCAUGUAGUAAAAGAAUUAUAAAACUGUAUAAAAUUUGUUUGAAAUAGACAGUAUUUGAAAUAACAAAAAUACCAUUUGAGAAAAAAAUAAGAGGAAAAAAGGAUGCCAUUAUUUGAGAAUCCAUGUGUUUUUGGAGGCUUCACAUAUUAUAAUCAUAAUGAUAUCCAGCCAAGUUCAACACUACUGAAAAUUAAACAUUCUAUUAACUCAAAGCCAAAUAUUCACCAUAAUAAUCCCUUCUGUUUACAAGACUGAGCUUCAAAGAAUAGAGUAAGAUCAUCACAAAUAGGUCUUGGUCAUAAAGCUUAGGAAGACAAACAAACAGGAGGUGCUGAUGUCCAAUAAAUUAAGUAUUCUGACACCCCAAGUUUAGUAUUUGCAUCCAAAAGGGGUUCACAGCAACGCAUCACUCACAAAUGUGUGUAACUUUUGCACAGUUUCAGAGGCUAUAACUUCCCUCAAAUCUGCAAGGCUUUAAUAUAUGAUUUGGGAGAAUUAUUUUAACAGUAAAGAAUGUUUUAUUGAGUUCUUUGUGUUCAAAUUUGGCCUUACAACAACGCAUACAUUCUGAAAGCAGAAAAUUUAUCUCUUUAUCAAGUUCACACAACUAUUUUUAGAGAUGCCGAGUCUUUCUAGAAACACUAGAAUUAUUGUUUUCUAAAUGUAAUAAGAUAAUGUUUAUACCACUUAAAAAGGCUUCUCUCCCCAAAUUUUCUGGUGGUUUUUAAAUUUUUUUUCUGUUUUAUUCUUCCAUGAGUCAACAAUACUGAGUAAAAAUCUGGCAUUAUUCUAUUCUUGGUUGAGUUCGGGCUUUUUAAAUAAAAUGCAUAUGUAGGAAGACUUUGGGAGGCAUAAAGGGAGAGGGGGAGAGAGAGAGAGAGAGAGAGAGAAUAGCAAUAAGGCUAUACUCAAAACACUGAGCUCUGUGAAAGAAGCUAUAAAUAGGAUGCCCACGGAAAAUGAACGCCAUGCCUACAGGAACAUCAUGCUUUGCAUCUAAACAUUGCAGCAGCACACACACAAAUCCCCAUUCCACACACUUCAGGUUUACUUACUGGACACUGGAUAGCUGAGAUAGUUAAACUUGACAUAGCUGAUCUGAGUGUGGUGGCGCACGCCUUUAAUCCCAGAACCUGGGAGGCAGAGACAGGGGGAUUUCUGUGAGUUCAAGACCAGCCUGGUCUACAUAAUGUGUUCUAGGACAGCU
Molecule: messenger RNA, 5333 nt
Organism: Microtus oregoni (creeping vole)
Lineage: Eukaryota; Metazoa; Chordata; Mammalia; Rodentia; Cricetidae
Gene: Txlnb
Product: taxilin beta
Exons: 10
Coding region: 161-2191 (676 amino acids)
Molecular function (GO): syntaxin binding
Source: RefSeq, a predicted model, not a curated record